GCGGGGGGAGCACGUAUAGAAAAGUCAGUUCAGGUUGCUCAUGAGGGCAAGAUCUCUCCUCUGCACAGAGGAAGAGGACUCUGACCAGUGGGACUAGGCUGCCCCCAUCGCCUACUCCUGCCUGCAGGACUCCGUCUCGCCGCCGCCCUGCUCUCGCCCUCCCUCCCAGUUCUCGGCGUCUCGGAGGAAGUGACGAACGCGGACUCGCGCUCGCGCCGUCGGAGGGAGGGAGAUCCACUCGGAGCAUGCGGGCCGCCGCGCGCUAGAUGAAACUGAGGAACACAGCAAUAACACGAGCAAAUUCAGCCUUUUUUCCAAUGGGGGAUCGUGUUGGUGUGAAGUACAACAGCGUCAAUGAGGGUGAAGAGCGUAAGGGAGGGCAUGGCAUCCCCAAGGUUUCCAUGGUACCCCUCAUAUUCCUCAUAUUCUAUGAAGUUUCAGGGGGUCCCUUUGGGAUUGAGGAUAGUGUCAAGGCUGCUGGGCCACUACUAGCAAUCGUGGGCUUCCUUCUGUUUGCGCUCAUAUGGAGCAUUCCAGAAGCUCUAAUCACUGCUGAGAUGGGCACAAUGUUCCCAGAGAACGGUGGUUAUGUUGUCUGGGUUUCUUCAGCUCUUGGUCCGUUCUGGGGUUUUCAGCAAGGAUGGGCAAAGUGGCUCAGUGGUGUCAUAGAUAAUGCCCUCUAUCCAGUUCUUUUUCUGGACUAUGUCAAGUCCAGUGUUCCGGCUCUUGGAGGUGGGCUCCCAAGGACCGUAGCAGUGCUUAUCCUCACAGUUGCGCUUACAUAUAUGAACUACAGAGGGCUGACUAUAGUUGGCUGGGUGGCAGUCUUUCUUGGCGUGUUCUCUCUCCUCCCAUUCUUUGUGAUGGGAUUGAUCGCUAUUCCAAGGAUUGAACCUUCAAGGUGGCUUGAAAUGGACUUAGGGAAUGUGGAUUGGGGAUUGUAUCUAAAUACACUGUUUUGGAACCUCAACUAUUGGGAUUCAAUUAGUACAUUGGCUGGUGAAGUUGAGAAUCCAAAGAGAACCCUGCCAAGAGCGCUUUCUUAUGCUCUGGUUCUAGUGGUGGGAGGAUACCUCUACCCAUUGAUAACUUGCACAGCAGCAGUUCCAGUUGUUCGGGAGUACUGGUCAGAUGGGUAUUUUUCAGACAUUGCAAGAAUUCUCGGUGGCAUUUGGUUGCACUCGUGGAUCCAAGCAGCAGCUGCUUUAUCCAACAUGGGCAACUUCCUCACUGAAAUGAGCAGUGAUUCUUACCAGCUUCUUGGGAUGGCUGAGCGUGGCAUGCUCCCUGACUUUUUUGCCAAGAGAUCUCACCAUGGAACCCCGCUUAUCGGCAUCCUUUUCUCUGCCUUUGGUGUGAUCCUACUAUCCUGGAUGAGCUUCCAGGAAAUCAUUGCCGCUGAGAACUACCUCUACUGCUUUGGCAUGAUCCUGGAGUUCAUUGCCUUCAUCAAGCUUCGGGUGACCCAUCCGAACGCCUCUCGGCCCUACAAGAUACCUCUGGGCACCAUUGGUGCUGUCCUGAUGAUCAUCCCACCAGCUGUCUUGAUCAUCGUGGUGAUGGCCAUCGCAUCCUACAAGGUAAUGGCGGUGAGCAUCUUAGCGAUGGUCAUUGGGUUCGUGCUGCAGCCAUGCCUAGGGUACGUGGAGAAGAAGCGAUGGCUAAGGUUCUCCAUCAGUGCAGACCUGCCCGAUUUGCCUGAUGCACAGGAAACUGCUGAAGAUGAUGCUGUUCCACUCGUAUUCUAAACUUCCAAUAUUCCACUGUGGAGGUGUUGUUCCCAAUCGAGGCAUUGUAGGACGGAAUGUGAUACUGGGAUUCUCAACCUGUAUCUCCUGGAUGAGUUCCAAAGCCAGCAAUCUUAGACAUGUUGUAUAAUGAUGCAUUAUGUUGUCACCAUGCUAUUGGAGACAUCAUGAUGGCAUCAAACAGAAAUGUAACACCACCAAAUACUUGUUGCAUCUGCCGUCAGCUGCUGCUUAACUCAUUUAUAUACUAGGGUAGAUCCAUGAUACGACAUGAGGUUGCUCAUCUGGAAAUAGGAACUCUUGAUACAAGUUUCGCCUUUAAAUAGGAGAACGUGAACUCUUGACCUGGUUGCCUGGUUUUCUUUAUGGGGGAACUGUUAUCAGUAAUUCGAUCUUUUAUGUACAGGUUUGUGUUAUAAAUGGAGCAUCGGUAUAAUUGUUCUUGGAA
Sorghum bicolor (sorghum) is the source of this 2196-nucleotide messenger RNA. RefSeq names its product probable polyamine transporter At1g31830. The transcript is spliced from 2 exons. Gene Ontology annotation, molecular function: transmembrane transporter activity. The record is from RefSeq and is a predicted model, not a curated record. Gene Ontology annotation, cellular component: membrane. NCBI's taxonomy places the organism in Eukaryota, Viridiplantae, Streptophyta, Magnoliopsida, Poales, Poaceae. The coding region runs from base 267 to 1748 and encodes 493 amino acids. Gene Ontology annotation, biological process: transmembrane transport.